AUACUUUGUGUAAUAAUAGACUUCCCAGAAGUACAAAAACUAUGGUGUACGAGCAAUUAUGGACCCGUUGGAGUACUUUAGAUAAUGGAUUAAAAUCACCUGAAUGGACUUCCAAUAAUUACCUAGAUCGUAAAUAAUAGUUUCCGAACAUCACAUUGACACGAUGACAAUUUGAGUGGCAUUCUUUAAUUACAUGACACGUAACACAACAGAGUACUUCCUACAAUGUAAGUCGAUUUGUAGCCAGUGUUAUAUUAGCUUCGUCAAAAAUGAUGACAACAUUAAAAGUUUUACUCCUUUUACCAUUCCUCUUAUCCGAGUGUACUGCAACUUCAAAGUUAAUAGAAAAAGCAAUAUUUGUUUCAAGCCAGUAUUACCAACACCAUUUUGCAACUACAGUUGUGUGGAGCGAAAAUGAUUCGUCAUAUGUGGAGGAAUAUUUGAGGAACUUUCCUGGUUGUGUGGUCCUAAAGCCCUUGAAAACUGAUCAAGAUGACAACACAAUUAACCUGUUCAAUGAAGUAUUUGGUUUCCGACAAACUAUAUUCUUUGCAAGCAACAUCCAUGAUUAUGAAAACUUCAUGAAAGUUAUUAAUGAAAUCUUAAGAUAUCCAAUUCUAUUUAUACUUGUCCUAGAAAGUGCCGUCGAAGGAUCUGCAGAGCUGAGAGAAUAUAUCAAGGUGACGUGGGACAAUGAUCAAGGAGAUAUAGUCAUAAUAAGUGCUGAUAAUUCUAAUGAAGUUACAUUGUCAACAUUCUAUCCAUACAGCUCUGGAAUAUGCAGAAACUAUGACCCAGUAGUAUUGAAGCGGGAUGAUGAUUUAUUUCCAGCUAAAUUUGAUAAUUUCCACCGUUGCCCGGUCCGGGCAAUUGUGAUGCAAUUGUUUCCGUAUGCGCAAGUGGUAAGAGAUAACGGAAUAAUUGUUGGUAUAGACGGCCAAGACGGCGCUAUAUUUAUGACAAUAUUGAAUAAAUUAAAUGCGACACUUCAAGUAACCGCAGUUGAUAAUAUUAAACCAUUUGGGGAGAAGGUGAACAGAACAGUAACUAGUUCCAUCUCUGACCUAGCCAUGGAUAAAGCUGACAUACUUAUUCCAUCCUUUAUAAUGAAUCAAAAAAGAUACUCAAAGGCUUAUGCUUCUCAUGUGAGUCAUACCAUAGAUAUCCGAUGGAUUGGACCACCUCGGCGUAAUGUUUUAAGUUGGUUUAAAAUCUUAGUUCCAGAUAAAACACGUGUGUCGCCAAUUCAUGGCGUUAUUUGUGUUCUGUUUGUUACCGUUUCUCUAUUUAUUCAGAAACUAAAAAAACAUUUGACGAGCCGUGAUAACCACGUACUAAUUUACUCAUUUUUAAUAUUUUUGGGGCAACCAACAAAAUUUGAAUCCAAGUCAUCACUUCUAAAUUACAUUUUUGCUCUCUGGAUAUGGGGUUGUUUUAUAGUACGUAUUGAAUACCAAGGAGAUCUGUUUGAAAGUAUGCAGAGAACCAGCUUAGAAGAACCUUUUGCAUCCCUCGAUGACGCGGUCACAAAAGUUGACAACUUUGGUGGAAUGGAAGUAUUUCACGAUUUGUACAAGGAUAGCCAUUUAUCAAAAAACUAUAAAAUAUUACAACUAGAUGAAAACAGUAGAUAUAUUCAACGAAUACUUGAUGGGGAACGGUUUCUCUUAGUUACUGAUAUGGUAAUGGUAUCACAAGCGGUUAAAAACAAAAUUCAAAUAUUGAAUGAUCGGCGAAGUACUGCCAAUAUUUGUUUUUUCAUGCGUCCAGGAUGGCCGGCAGCAAAAAGUGUGGACAACAUAAUUCUGGACCUAGUUGAAGGUGGUUUCAUUGAUUACCUCCUGAGGAAGCACGAACAUGAAUGGAAUAUUAAAUUAAGUUUCAGUGAAGAUCCGAAACCAAAAGCUUUGAGUAUUUCUAUACUAGGAACUUGUUUUUGGGGUUUAGCAGUAAUGUGGGCGAUUUGUUUACUCAUUUCGGUUAUAGAAAUCAUUCGUUACGAUAACAAAAAUUCUCGCAACACAUUCUAA
Trichoplusia ni (cabbage looper) is the source of this 2030-nucleotide messenger RNA. RefSeq lists its product as uncharacterized. Lineage: Eukaryota; Metazoa; Arthropoda; Insecta; Lepidoptera; Noctuidae. The record is from RefSeq and is a predicted model, not a curated record. The transcript has a single exon. The coding region runs from base 270 to 2030 and encodes 586 amino acids.